AGGCAAUCAUGCUUAUAGCUGCAGCUGCGGCAGCUGCGGCAGCCACCAAAGGCAGUGCUGCCACUGCUUUUAAUCCUCCAAUGGUACAUACAGCCACUGUCGCCCCAGCAGCAGUCUUCUCUCCUGUGCUUACACGGUCUCCAUCACUGCAGAGCACUUCUGUAGCAGCUGGACAAGCUCAGGUUGUUGCUGACCCUAGCUCAAUAAGCAAGCUUCAGGCUGAUCUCCCCAUUGCCAGGAGGCACUCUCUCCAGCGCUUCCUUGAGAAACGUCGUGACAGGGUCGUGAGCAAAGCUCCGUACAGCCCCGCCAAGUCGUUCGAUGGCAUGGAGUCAGCGGGAAUGGAGAUGACUGUGGACGGCAAGCAGGGCGCAAGGCCCAGUAUCUUGAAAGAUUGGGGAGCCGCGAAGUCUGAAGUCUGAACGGUGAAAGC
Messenger RNA from Zea mays, 433 nucleotides. Its product is annotated as protein TIFY 3. Bases 9 to 422 code for a protein of 137 amino acids. Gene Ontology annotation, cellular component: nucleus. NCBI's taxonomy places the organism in Eukaryota, Viridiplantae, Streptophyta, Magnoliopsida, Poales, Poaceae. The transcript has 3 exons. The record is from RefSeq and is a predicted model, not a curated record. Gene Ontology annotation, biological process: response to wounding; regulation of defense response; regulation of jasmonic acid mediated signaling pathway.